Messenger RNA from Dinoponera quadriceps, 3405 nucleotides. Its product is annotated as WD repeat-containing protein 63-like. The record is from RefSeq and is a predicted model, not a curated record. The transcript is spliced from 13 exons. Gene Ontology annotation, cellular component: inner dynein arm. Lineage: Eukaryota; Metazoa; Arthropoda; Insecta; Hymenoptera; Formicidae. Gene Ontology annotation, molecular function: dynein light chain binding; dynein heavy chain binding. Gene Ontology annotation, biological process: cilium movement involved in cell motility; inner dynein arm assembly. Bases 1 to 3405 code for a protein of 1134 amino acids.
AUGGACGACGAGGAAACGCUUGCGAACGAUAAAGGACCGCCACGAGAGAAGGGAAAGUCAGGCGAGGACGACACCGAGUUGGAAGACGGGUACCACGAUGAUUCCUUCGAAGUGGAACAACCCUCCGACUCGGGGGAGGAUGAUGUCUACGAGUGCGAAGAAUGGGACGAGGAAGAAGAGCCGGCCGAGCGAGAUUGGGAGAGAGAGGCGAAGAAGAAGGUGCACAUAGACAUGGGCGAUCCUGCAAUGGGGAGACGGAAAACCAUCUACGAUCUCGAGUCUUACGCCUCCUACGCCCCUCCUACCGAGUCGAUGGGUGAAAUGUUGAGAUUCAGUAUAAUAGAGGUGACAGAGGAGCCGCCACCGAGAAUUCGAUAUUCCGUGUCGAUGGGCAUGCGAGGUAUUGCGCGGAUCGACCUGUCGCCGUUGACGCAGAAGAUCGUCGGCUGUGUUAUCGGCGAGAACGUCACCACCGAGUACCCGUGGGUCCACGUGAGGAAGGAGAUAAUCGAGGACAACAUAGACCUACACUCCGAGAGUAGCGACUUCCUGCCGGUGAAGGAGGAGAUUCACGAGUUUCCGGAGGACAAAAUGCUCAUUGGCUACGCGCCGUCGCUCACUGAGGACGCACAGUUCUACAUCUGCCUGACUCAGGAGAGCAAGGACGAGGUGUCGAGGAUGCUACAGCAGCAGCGGGAGGAGCACGAGACUCGCGUGAGAGUCGCGGUGUUCAAGCCCGUCGGCCCGUGGUACGACUGGGGAAGCGGCGCCGAGGUCGACGCCGAAGUCGUCAGGAACACGCGGCCGCUCUUCGAGAUCGAUGUGACGUCCACCGCCGAUUUGCUGGGGAUGCCGAUAAAUCUGGCGGAUAGGAAGGCCGGCGAUCAAAGAGACGGAUACAUCGAGUUGCUGCCGUGCCGGCAAAUAUUUGACAAUGUAUGGCGCAAAUUGGUAAGCAGGUCGACGCAAGUCGCGCCCAUCGUUCGACACAACGAGGCUCAAACGGUGCCGCGCAUAUCCGUCAAUUCGUGGUUCCAAUAUCUGUACGAAUAUGAAACUAUCGAUCUGUCGACGUACUCCGAGGAGAAAAGCGACUCCUUGAAGGAUUUCUUGUACCGUUACACCGACGAUAUAUGCGAUCAGAUCUUGAUGAAUUCCACGUGGGACGUUUACACGAACGAUUACGCAAACCUGGUGCGCAACGAGAAGGACACGCAGGCACCGGUGCCGAUAGGCUACACGGAGCAUCAGAGUUACUACGAGGGGAAGCUCACUAUGAAGCGAGUCGUCAACGAUCUCUGUUGGCAUCCGUUCUGGACCGGAAUAGCGAUGAUCGCUUACACGCGGCACGCCAAUAGCGAACGUCUGAUAGGCCCGAAAUCUCAGGAAGAGGUCGCCAUCUGGCAUAUACCCGGCAAAAUCGAGCAGAUGGAGACGGUGGUGGCGAGGACGAGCCACCAGGAGAAGUACAGGCUCGCGAUAAAGAGCCUGAUGACUUGGAUGCACGACGUGACGGUGACGUCGCGGAUCGCUCCAACGGCGAUGUCCUCGCUGAUGCACAGCCAGAAGGCGGCCAUCACCCAGAUAAAGUGGAUGCCCUUGCAUCACAAGAUCGACCGAAGCGGCAGAAUCGCGCCGCUGCCGGAAGACGCGCCCUCAGACGAUCUAAGUCGGCAGUUUAUAACUGCCAGCGAGGACGGCACGAUCGCCUUCUGGGACCUCAAGUGGCGGCCCACGGAGAAGGGCGUUCGACAAGUGCGCGGCAGGCGAAAGAGGAAAUCACUUCUGGAGACGACAGCGAAGCCGGUGUCGUCCUUCAAAAUGCUCGACCGCGUCUUCCAGCCCAAUUAUAUCCUCGUAGUUCAAUAUCCGGACGAGAGCCGACGGCUCGUGAUAACGAUGCUCAGCAUGUACAAUCCGAAGUUUCGCGUGGAACAAGUUGAGCCGUUCCCAGUGGGAAGGGACGACGUCGCAAUUAGAAAGUACUAUCGACCCAUAAUCAAGAAGACGGACUACGUCAUGGAACCGAAGAUGCUGAUCGGCACCGUCGAAGGUGAUUUCGGCUGCAUAACGUGGGAGGGCUUCGAAUUCGCGACCGACGUGAGCGUGAGUCGCGAGACGGCGCGGUGGCUGUGGAUAAAGAGGACGCACGACGGACCGGUCACGCACUCGGUCAGGUCCCGGUAUUAUCACAAGCUGGUCCUUACGGUGGGCGGCAAGAUCUUCGCCCUGUGGCGAGACGAUUUCGGCGAGCCGCUCCUUUGGAAGAAGUCCAAUAUCGUAUACACGGCGUGUUCAUGGGGCAUCUUGCGCCCGACCGUCCUGAUCCUGGCGCGAAUGGACGGCACCGUGGAGAUCUGGGACCUGGUGGUGAAGAGCCACGAGCCGAGCUUCACGCAAAGUUUGUCCGGACGCAUAAUCUGCGGCGUCUACACGCACGAGCUGCCGUUGGAGCCGCAGUGCAUCGGCUUCUGCGACUUCACCGGCGCUCUGAGGAUGUUCACGGCGCCGCGGAUCUUAAUGACGUACGACGUCAGCGACGUCGAGUGGAUAAUAAAGUUCGUCGACCGUCAGGUUCAAAGGAUAAGCGAGUUUAAUGCCUGGCAGAGAGCGUGGCGCGAAACAAAUCCCGAGGAAAUCGAGAUGAGGAGGCGGCUGGCUGCGGGCGACACGGAGAGCGAGAGGAAGCGAAUUUUCGCGGCCGAGGAGAAGAUUAGAGCCGGCGCGGUCGAGGAGGCGGCUCGAGCGGUCACACCAACGAGGGCGAGGGCGCGCCGGAAACCCUGGCAAUUUCUCGAAGAAGCCAAGGCACGAUGGAUGUCGAUGGAGGAGAGACGCAUGCAGCGAGUGAUUCUGGAGAAAAAAGGGCUGCGGAAGGACGUGCUUGAGAGGCAACGCGCGCCCGUUCUCAAAUUACGGCAGGAGGCGAGGACAAAGAAGCGCAAGAUACGGGAGAUCCUGAGCCUGCAGGACAGAAUUUUUGAGGAGACGGUCGCGUUCCUCUUCCCGGAGCAGCAGCAGCAGCAACGCAGGGAAGCGUUGUUGUUGCCCCCUUUGCCGGCCCCGACGAUCGAUAAACGCUUAACGAUCGACGAGUUCAUUAAGAAGGAAACCGCUCUUCGGAAAGAAGAAGUUUUCGCCGACCCGGAAGAGGAGAUUAUAUACAAUUUUCUGGAGGUGCAGGCCGAGGCUCUGGCCAAAUUAAAGAGCACGCCCUUCGAACGCACGUUCGACUGGCGGCAAGUGCUCGCGCAGGCAAAGUCGGCGAGAAGAUUGAUGAACAUCGAACUGAAGAAGUUAAAUAAGCUGAGGAGGACGUUAAGAGUGCUGGACGGCGAUGCGGUGAGUGAUGCAUCGCAGAUGCUUGCCGGCGACACGACGGCCGACACGCGCGAAAGUCAGUGA